CAAUUUCAGUCUUAGAUUGACAUUCGAACGCGCUGGUCAGGUUCGGGUUUUGCACAUCAGUCCUCCGCACACAGUCAGUUUGAGUUUGAUUUCUGAGUCUGAAUACUCUUUUUUGGUUAUACCAAGAGUGGGACCUGGGGACGAAGUUCUUCUUCCUCAAAGUUUCUGUUUUAAAACUGAAAAAAGUUGAAGAGGCACACAUAGGCCGCAAAAGUGUGUUCAAUACUUUGUGGUGGUUUAUUUGGUUCAUUUGAAUCGUUUACGUUUUUUUUUACCUUCCUUCGGUUUUGGAGGGUUUUUGGAGUGUUUGUUCGUUUGUUCUCGUGUGUCUGAGGGUUAAGGGGGUUUCCAACCGACAUCAACGAUAUAAAUUAAACGGGGGAACGGGUAAAUUUAUUCUCAAGUGCGAACAAAGUGUUGCGGUUUUUAGUGUGAUGGUUUGAUGAAAUUUAAUUUUCAAUUUUUUAACUGGCGCCCAACUGAAAAACGGAUGUCCGUAUUUAAAUAAAAUACAAAAAUAUUUUCAAAGGUAUUUUUGAAAAUUUGUUUGGCGGUAAAAAUUUAAUUAAAAACCGUUUUGUCUGAAGUGCUGGCGUGCUGUGUGCGUUCGGUUCGUGUUGUGUGCGUUGUCUGCGUGCGGUUUUAUGAUUUCAAGAGUCAAGUCGCAGAACGAGCAAGAUGCAAUGAUUAAACCCAAUUUGUGUGUUUUUUGUAUAAAUUUGAUUGUAAUGAGAUAAUAAGUGCCACUAAUAGUCACUCAAAGCGAUCGCUCUUGAAUCUGGAUUAACUGGAGUUCGCUAUUAUAAUAGAGGAGGUGUAUCCUCUGUACCGUGUGCGCUGUGUACGUGAGUAGGCGCAUCACUCACGGCUUGGACAUCUUUGUCCACCACCUCUUUGUGUCUAUUAAAAUCCUCUUCGUCUCGUCAGCGUGUCGUCGUAGAGCACUACAACACCAUCGCGGAACGUUUUAAAUCAUUUAAAGUCGUUGGAUAGAUGGACGUCGUCGUCGUCUUCGUCAUCGUCAUCGCCAUCUCCAUCGCCUUCGUCCACACAUAGGAAUCCACAAAAAAAAAAAACCUCCAACAGAGAGCAGAUAAACUGUAUUGCAGUUGUUGCAACAAAACGGAUCAUCGGGCAGAGGCUAAGAGCCUAUGAGGAGCACACAGUGUCGCUGUGUCGUCGUCAUUCUGAAGCAACAACAACAAAUUUAACCCCAAUUAAGAUUCUAGAACAAAAUCGUUAAUCAACACUCUCGCCUAGGUGCCAUCAUCAUCAUCGUCUACAUACAUUGCCAAACUACCCUAGAUAUUUUAUAUAUAGAUAUACCACUCAUCCUGUCAGAAUUAAGGAGGGUUAGAUAUUUAGAAUCAUCAAGCGUUUGCUCAUAAGAAGGAAUAGCAUCAUCAUCAUCAUCGGCAAAGAGAAGUAAAGGAAAAGACGGAAGAAAAAAACAGAAGAAGAAAACGAAAAAAAAAUAUAUAAAAACUAAUAGGCAAACAUGUUAACACUCAGUGAACUGUUUGUGGAAGCAAUCCAGCUCGUCCAAGAUGGAAUGGAGUGACGACACGAUAUUAUGAGCUGAACAAACUGUUCUGUGUGGUUGUUUGAACGUUGUUUCUGGGAUCUCUCUCUGGAGGCAGCAAAGUCAGCAAAAAUAUACUUAUUUUUUUUUCAACUCGUAUACACUUAUAGACGUCUGUGAUUCACGCAAAUAAGCAAAGCACACAUAUUCAUAGAUGUAUGUGCUAUCAUAUGGAUAUAGAAGAGUCAUCACAUAUAAAACUUAAGGAGCAAAAUAAAUGUAGGAUACACAUGGAGGAAUAAUAAAAUAAAAGUAAAAAGAAAUACCAACACACACACAGACAUAGAGGUACUCCCGUUUGCUACUAGCUGUGUGAUGAAAGAAAUAAUAAUAAAAAAGAGUUUGUAAAGAAAAAAAAUUAACACAAGGACGAACACAAAAUAAAGAAAGCAAAACGAAACAAACAAAAAAACAGAAAGUUUGGUGCAAGUUAUAGAAGCGGAAGAGAACUGCUGCCUUUAACUGCUGCAACAUGGAUUGCCUCUGCAGACCGUCAAGGAUAAUGCCCGUUAGGAUAGUGCUUCUAGAUGAUACGGAUUUUAUUUAUGAAUUGAAGGACGAUCUGCCAGGACAAGCUCUUUUAGAUGUUGUUUAUGCCAGACUUAAUUUAAUCGAAACAACUUAUUUCGGUAUUCGAUAUAUCGAUGAAGAAAACCAAACGCAUUGGUUAGAUCCAGCAUCAAGAAUUUCACGGCAAUUGAAACCAAAGUCGGAUCCUUUUGAUUUGUAUUUUGGGGUGAAAUUUUAUGCAGCCGAUCCUUGUAAAUUACUGGAAGAAAUAACCAGGUACCAGAUAUUCCUGCAAGUGAAACAGGAUGUCCUUCAGGGCAGGUUGCCAGUAUCGUUUGAGUUGGCUGCCGAGCUUGGAGCAUUUGUUGUCCAAUCUGAAUUGGGCGAUUAUGAUCCACGCCGCCAUUCCAAAGGAUAUGUCUCCGAAUUCCGGUUGCUGCCAAAUCAAACCGGCGAACUGGAAACACGUGUUAGCGAAUUACAUCAACAAUUAAAGGGCAUGUCACCGGCAACGGCUGAAAUCAACUACCUCGACAAAGUAAAAUGGCACGACAUGUAUGGGGUUGAUUUACAUCCGGUUCUGGGAGAAGACAGCGUUGAGUACUUUCUUGGACUUACACCGAGUGGCAUAGUCGUCCUUAGGAACAAGACAACAGUGGCUCAUUACUAUUGGCCUCGAAUAGCGAAAGUUUACUACAAAGGACGAUAUUUUAUGCUGAGGAUCUGCGAUAAAAAUAAUGAAUUAAGCACGUACGGCUUCGAGACACCAAGGAAGUCAGCAUGCAAACACCUUUGGCGGUGUUGCGUUGAGCAUCAUGCAUUCUUCCGCUUGGUGAGGGUUGCACCAAUUCAGUCAUCAUCGCAAUCAUCGGAGCUGUUCACACUUGGAUCACGUUUCCGCUACAGUGGACGAACGGAAAAACAAGCUGCCAAGGAUGCACUGUCCAUUGGCAGAGCACCACCCCCAUUCACACGAAUGCCAUCGAAGCGGCAACCAAGGCGUGUGAUGGAUGACUUUCUGAGUGGAAUCGGUGGUGGCGCUGGCGGGAUAGGUGGUAGUUGCGGAAACGGGAUUGGCGGCGGCGGUGGCGGUAGCGGUAAAAAUGGUGAAAGUUACGUUGGAAAAACUCAGGAAAUUAAAAGCAUUUCCAUACUGCAACCCGUGCAGACCUACGAAAGUCCAUAUCGAUCAACCUACAGCAUACCAACUAGCCUUGGCAUCCGUCCUUAUAGUAACAAUAAUAACAAUAAUAAUAAUCACAAUAAUCCAACAAUAACACCUGACUCGCCACGAAGUACACGCAGUGCCCCAUGGCCCAGGUCGCAGCAACGUAAUCUAUUUGGCAAUUCAUCAAGUCCACGAUCGGUGCGUUCAGCUUCGACGACGCGUCAUAGUACGCACGUUCCUACACACAACAGCAGCAGCCAUCACAGCCAUAGCCAUCACAGAUAUCGAUCUAGCUCUGUAGAGAGUCAUUCUUCAAAUGAUUCACAUUCCACAAGAAGGCACAAGCACCGACACCGCCGCACUUCAGAUAAUGAGAGUGAAUUAUCGCGUGGAUCUGGCAAAUCGGGCAGAUCUCAUCACUCGCACCGCAAACAUCGCAGAUCGCGGCACCGUCGCAAUUCUGGCGGAUCGGAGAAUGACAGCAGCCGAGGACGAAGCUACUCGGGUCAUCGGUUGUCGGCGAGCGGCUCAGCUGGCGAACUAAUCGAUUCGACGAGUCAAUGGCGAGAGGUGCAACGGCGACAGGCCGAUGGCUUGGGUCAGAGUUCUGUCCAGCAGGCUUCAGUAUCAAAAAGCAGUAUGGUGGCUAGAAGUUUGCACAGUAAUGAUAGUCAUUCGGAUACGCAUUCGCAUCAUAAGUCGCGUCGUCACAAAAAGAACAAAUCGCCAUCGGACUCUAGAAAUCGCAUUUGGUCAAGCGAACUUGCCAAGCAUUUGCAAUUUGACCUGGUCGACACUGCCGGCAUGACUGAGGACCAGCUUCGAGAAAUCCCCUACACGGUAGUUGAGACGAACCAUUCAAAGCGUACGGGGUCGGGCAACUUGAAGAUUCACAAGAGCAAUAGCAGUGGCAACACUACGAGCAAUGGAGGCCAGAGCAAUAGGAAUCGAGUGGACCGGAUAAGAGGUUUGUAUUUCCAAAGUUCGAAUCCGAACGAUAGUUCCGGAACGAAAAGUGGAUCGAUCCGUUCGGCUAGUACAAUCUCGUCUAGGGAAUGUGAUCGUAAUUCUGGAUUAGUUAGGAUGAUGUCAAGUAUGAGUAUGGGUGAUUUUAUUUCACCGACCGGUUCGAGCUUAAGUCCCUUGGAUAACUCAGCUCUUAGGGUCUCACAUGAGCAUACAGAUUCAGGUCUUGGAGCUGAUCAGGAUUAUGCCUACUCGUCCGAAAGAUCGAGUGAUAGUACCCGUUAUGGAACAAAUAAAUCCUCAGGUGCCUCAUCGGGAAGUCAUGGUCGACCGCGAGAAGGUUCGACAGCCUUCCCCAGCAUGAUGCAUCACCAAUCCGUGAGUAACAAUAGGAAAUCUUCAAUAUAUUCUUCUAAUCGUCAGCAACAACAACAACAACAACAAACAUCACAACACAACCAGCAACAAAGCUAUAAAUACACAUCCCCGGCUCCAAUACAUAAUUCAACUUCCUCCUCUACUAACAAUAAUAGUUCUUCUUCUUCAUUUCCAACUAACAAUAAUAACAAUUCGAAUUCGAGUUCGAAUUUGAAUUCGAAAAAGGUGACAGCUGUCAACAAUAAACCAAUAGCAACAUCUUCCUCUACAACGGCACCAUUGACAGCGCAACAAGUUGCCAAUAAUAAUCGCUUAUUAAAUUACACAACUUUCGAAAAUAACCACUACAAGUUCAGUUUGAAUAAUCCAAAUGCGGGUGAUGGUUAUUGCUUAGAUCCUUAUAAUCGUCCCAUGUCCUCGGCAUCGGGGGGCUAUUAUCCUGGUGGUGGUGUUAGAGUGUCACGUGGUACGGGUGCCAAGUCUGAUAUUGGUGUUCCCACGCGACGUCCAUCGAAGAAAUUGAUGGCGGGUAAUAAUCCGGGUGCUGGUUACCCGCAUAACGGUUUGCAUCGGGGUAAAUCUGAUCUUUUCCUAUCGUACGUACACAGCAGUGGUAGGAGUGAUUAUAAUUCGGGUUUGGGAAGUGGGAGAUUGAGUGAUGCAUGGCAUCAAGGAAGCCAUCAACAACAAUCGGUGUCGGCAUCAUCUUCGCAGCAACAAGCUGCGGCUUAUCAUAUUUCGGGUGUUCAAACGUCAGAUUUUGUAUCACCCGUUAUGUAUGAUCAAUUUAGUCCGGCCAAUCGGAGUCGCAGUAAUCGACAGGCAACAGCGAAUGAUGUUGUUUAUUAUCAAUUUGAUAAUAAGUUAAUGAGUCCGAAAGAUUCAGGGCCUUCGGUGGGACCACUUGUUUAUAUUGAGAAUUCCCAACAGAUGGCAGCGUAUCGAACAAAUGCAACUGCAAUGGAAAAUAAGACACAAAAUAGCCCCUGUAGUAAUGAGGGAUUGAUGGAAUUCACCCAAAAUCAAAAUCAAAAUCAGAUGUCCUCCCUUCAGCAUCAGCACAAUCAUAAUAAUAGCAACACCAAUACCAAUACCAACACCACCAACACCGCCCUCACUACUUCUAGUGUUGUUGAUCAUAAUAUUAACACACAAAAUAAAUCCUCCAGCUUAGAGAUAAUACUAACACCAAUUAUCCAAAGUAGCCGACGAGUGCAAUAGUUGGAGAGAUGAGUACAGAAUUGUAGAUAAACAUACACAGCAACGAUAGACGAUUCUAAUUUCAUCAUCAAGGAUAAUCUUUUGCAUUCAUCGGAGAAGGACUAUCAGAGCGAAAGCAAAGGAUUCCCGGAUGUUGAAACACAAAUUUUAAUUUACUUUAAAUUAAUAGAAAAAGAAAGAAAAAAAAACUUUGAUGGAGCGAAAAAAAAACUUAGUCUAAGUCGUGUCCCCCCCAAUUGAAUUCAUUCACUGAACUUUACUCAUGCAAGUCUAAAAUAAUAAUUUUAUUAUGAUGGGAAAACGACCAGUUGCAGUUUGGAUGUAAACAGAAGCGGAUACGGAAGUGGAAGUUAAAGCGGAAGUAGUAACAGAAAAAAAUAUUGCUGCCGUCCUUUUGAGUGUGUAAAAUUUCUGCAUCGGUAUUGUUUUUUUUUUUUUGGUUAAAGCUUAGUUUUAUAUAUUUGUAAAAAAAUUUCAAUAAUCUACUACAGCUACUACUAAUUAGCCCAGAGAGAAAAACAUGUGCUAGUGUUUGUUUGUACCUAUGUACCGUACCUAUUUUAUUUUCGCUCAAGUGGAUUGUGUAGUUUUUCGAGUGGAAAUAAUAACAAAAUGUAAGAAAAACAAAUUUAAAUUUGUACUGGAUCGAAUGGAUUCUGAAAAAUAUACUCGGUUAGAAGGUUUUUGUUUGGUUUUAAACGUCAAAUUAAAUUUGAUGUUAAUACAUUUCAUGUGGCUAAUUAAGAAAGCAAAGAAGAUAGAAUUCGAUAAAAUAAUUAAUGUUUAAUAAAACCUAAUAAUGACCUGACCUUAAGUUUAAAUUUUAUUUACAUUCUUAAAUGGCAUUUUGUCAUGAUUUCGCCAACCCGUUUAUCACUAACUAAGUAUUAAAACGCAUAUACAAAGAC
Messenger RNA from Episyrphus balteatus (marmalade hoverfly), 6733 nucleotides. Its product is annotated as band 4.1-like protein 4. Lineage: Eukaryota; Metazoa; Arthropoda; Insecta; Diptera; Syrphidae. Gene Ontology annotation, cellular component: cytoskeleton. The coding region runs from base 2055 to 5825 and encodes 1256 amino acids. The transcript is spliced from 19 exons. The record is from RefSeq and is a predicted model, not a curated record.